UCGCGAUCCGCAGCAGACGCACCGCCGUGCCGCGUUCUCUGCCGCCAGCGCCUCGCCAGCCGAGCGCCCCGCGAACCCGCGAGUGCUUUCACUGUGUUCUGCAUGACUACUUCACAUCAAGCCGCCACCAUGCCCUGCUUCACCAAGUACCUGGAGGGGCUAGUGAAAAGUGUCAACGUGUUCUUCCACGAGCGGACCCGCACCAAGGAGGCGCCGCACCCGAUGGGCGCGCUGCCGUCCGCGCAGAGGAAGCCGUCGUCGACGGCGUCCUCGCUGUCGCUCAUGUCGGCGUCGCGGCGCUCCAGCCGCAAGCGUCCGCGGAACAGCCUGGACGUGACGUGCUGCACCGGGCGCCGCAUCGUGGGCAAGGAGUCCCGCAUGGAGACGUCGGCGGCCGCGUCGGCGUCGGCGCCCCGCCUCGCGGAGGAGGCCGCCCCCGGCGUCGGCGUCUUCACCGAGGACGACUUCAGGUGUCCCCCCACCAUCGCCUACCCCAAGGCACGAGAGGGCUCACUGUACUCCAUGCUCCUCGUCGACCUCAAGGGCCACAACAGCCUGCACGCCAAGAGUCACCGCCUGGCCUGGGUCCAGCACAAUAUUCCGGGCGCCGCCUUCGCUCGCGGUGACAUCUCCGCCGGGUCCGUGUGCACGCCGUACCGGCCGCCGUGCUGCCGCCGCAACUCCAUGCACGUCCUGGUGCUGGUGUUCGAGCAGCAGCGCGGCGCCACGCUGCGCGACGUGAGCCCCGUGUUCGCCGAGGACUGCCUGCGCCUGUCCACCUGGCUGUCGCGCUUCGGCUCCACGGCGCGCCGCAUGGUGGUGUGCGAGGAGUUCCGCGCGCACGUCGAGCGCUCCGCCAGCGCGGCCGGCGACUCGAGCGACUCGGACGCCUGCUCGGCCAGCAGCGUGGAGCUCACCACCACCACCGUGUCCUUCCACAAGCUCGAGUCCCCCAAGAGGCCCAAGACGGCCGCCACCGCCUUCGUGUUCAGCGAGCAGAACGGCUGGGUGCCGGUGUCCGCCAGCAGCCUGGCCAGCAGCCUGGCCGAGAGGAAGGGGCGGCCGCUGGAGUCGCCCUGCGUGUCGCCCAAGGAGUCCGUCAAGAGGAUCAAGGUGUUCUAGGCCCGGCCCGCCGGCCCGACGCCACGUCUCUACCACAUCAGUAUUCUCUGCGGUCUGGCGGCCGCCCCGCCCAGCGCCCCGCUGCCCUGCGGCCGGGGACUUGGGGCCGGGGGCCGGGCCAGAGUUCGCGGACUCUGGGUGGCAACGGCCCAGCUCAGUUGGACCAGCCCAGUUGGACCAGCCCAGCCCGGCCGGCCUGCCGCUGCCGCGGUGCCGCGGUGCAGCGCGUCCACGCGUCCUCGACGUCCCGUCAAGGAAUCGACCGCUGGACAGACUCGCCGUCAAAGUGAUAUGCCAAUCUAGUCCCGACGACGCGAGCGGAUUCGACAGCCACCUCGUUCGCAGCGUCAUUUUGUAUUUCGUUUUUUCUUAGAAGGUGUAUGAUCUUGCCCUGUCACCUCGCCACGAGGGUGAAUGAAGCCGAUAGCCCCCCCUUAAGUUUUUGCACCUGCUCUUGUCCUGUAGCUGAUAGUGCAGAGGAUUCAUCACUCCGUGCACGCCGUGCAAAAAAAAAAUGUUUGUUUUAAGCAAUCUUUUCUUGAUCUUUUUGUGACACUCCACCGAGCUUUCUCGUUUCAUAGAAAGUCGUGAAUGGCUAGCGACCGCAUUAAAAGAAAAAGCAUUGUCUUAUUACUUCCCCAAUCGGCUUUGUAUUUUUUGGGCGUUGCGCUAAUCUACUGUUGGUUCUCCUUGAUAUCCUUGGCCUCUCCAAAAGCUCUCCAACUAAAUCUGAGACUACUUUAUCUUUUAUCUACUUAAAACUCGUACUGAUCUCGUCACUGAUGCGUGCCAUAGGAUGUUGGUAAAGGACUGAGAAUGAGAGCCAACGCGCAAAACUGAGCUAUUUUUAAUGUUGUAUUUAAUGAGAGGGACAACGGUCACUCGUGCCUGAACUACGUUCCUAUACAUUUGUAUCACGAGCCAAUACGUAUUUAUUUUCUUGCCAAUUGUGUAUUUUUGUGAUUGUGUGUGUUUUUGUACAAACGAGCAUUUUCUCAUCAGUAUUAAGUUAAUUCAUAUCCAUGAAAUUCUAUGACAUUUUUUUUCAUACCUUUGUAAGUAAAAUUUGACAAUGACGUAUGCAGAAUAAUAAAACAAAUUCUGUAGAACAAUUAAA
Thrips palmi is the source of this 2239-nucleotide messenger RNA. RefSeq lists its product as uncharacterized. NCBI's taxonomy places the organism in Eukaryota, Metazoa, Arthropoda, Insecta, Thysanoptera, Thripidae. The record is from RefSeq and is a predicted model, not a curated record. Bases 103 to 1122 code for a protein of 339 amino acids. The transcript is spliced from 3 exons.